Molecule: messenger RNA, 921 nt
Organism: Cariama cristata (Red-legged seriema)
Lineage: Eukaryota; Metazoa; Chordata; Aves; Cariamiformes; Cariamidae
Product: STE20/SPS1-related proline-alanine-rich protein kinase
Exons: 10
Biological process (GO): protein phosphorylation
Molecular function (GO): ATP binding; protein kinase activity
Source: RefSeq, a predicted model, not a curated record
AUGGCGUUGGGGAAGGUGUCUUUGGGUAGAGUGUCUGAAGGUAGUGGUGCUACAGCCGUUGUCCAGGCAGCGCUAUGCAAACCCAGGCAAGAACGUGUAGCGAUAAAGAGGAUCAACUUAGAAAAAUGCCAAACCAGUAUGGAUGAAUUACUUAAAGAAAUUCAAGCAAUGAGUCAAUGUAAUCACCCCAAUGUUGUGACCUAUUACACAUCUUUUGUGGUGAAGGAUGAACUUUGGCUGGUUAUGAAACUGUUAAGUGGGGGUUCAAUGCUUGAUAUAAUAAAGUAUAUUGUCAACAGAGGAGAGCACAAAAAUGGUGUCCUUGAAGAACCCAUAAUAGCAACAAUUCUUAAAGAAGUUUUGGAGGGCUUAGACUAUCUACACAGGAAUGGGCAAAUUCACAGAGAUUUGAAGGCUGGCAACAUUCUUCUGGGUGAAGAUGGCUCUGUACAAAUAGCAGAUUUUGGUGUUAGUGCAUUUUUAGCAACAGGAGGUGAUGUUACUCGUAACAAAGUAAGGAAAACAUUUGUUGGUACUCCAUGUUGGAUGGCGCCUGAAGUAAUGGAGCAGGUGCGAGGUUAUGACUUCAAGGCUGAUAUGUGGAGUUUUGGGAUAACAGCAAUUGAGUUAGCAACAGGAGCAGCACCAUAUCACAAAUACCCUCCUAUGAAAGUGUUAAUGCUGACGCUUCAAAAUGACCCUCCCACUUUAGAGACAGGUGUAGAGGACAAGGAAAUGAUGAAAAAGUAUGGCAAAUCCUUUAGAAAACUAAUUUCAUUAUGCCUUCAAAAAGAUCCUUCCAAAAGGCCCACAGCAGCAGAACUUUUAAAAUGCAAAUUUUUCCAGAAAGCCAAGAAUAGAGAAUACCUGAUUGAAAAGCUUCUCACUAGAACGCCUAAUAUAGCACAAAGGGCAAAAAAG